Hyaloperonospora brassicae is the source of this 1218-nucleotide messenger RNA. Lineage: Eukaryota; Oomycota; Peronosporomycetes; Peronosporales; Peronosporaceae. The record is from the annotation of a GenBank genome assembly.
AUGGGCGGCGAGUACACGCGGGUCCUGAACGUGGCGUCGCUGCGACCAGGCGACCACGUGUGCAUCUGGGACUACAGUCGCUGGCCGCUGUCGUACCAGCACCACGGCAUCCUCUGGGCCUCGGGCUCGACCAGCAGUGACAUUCGCGUGUGCCACGUCUGGAGUCCGCUCGAGGGGUUCCAAGCCGCGCAGGCCGAUUCGUGUUUCCGCAUCUCGACGCUCGACGAGUUCCUCGACGGGCGCAAGCAGCGCCAUUUGCGGCUGGUCGAGUACCACACGUCGGGCUUUCGGGAGGUGCUGUCGCGACGAGGGGAAGUGCACCUGCGGAAAGCAGAUUUGCCAGAAGUAGUGCUCGCGCGGUGCAAGUUCUUGCUGGGCCUGGGCCGAGGCGACUUUAAUCUGUUUACGCAAAACUGUGAACAUGCAGCCCAUUGGUGCAUGACGGGCGAGCAGUGGUGCAAACAGACGCUGACAAAGGUUCGAGGACGCGUGCCGUUUGAAAAGCGGCUGGCGAAAGAAGACGUGGACGCGCUCGUGAAGGAAGUGGAGGAGAUCAAAGCCAGCUCCCGCUCGGUGGUGAGCAACGUGCUCAAGCUGUCAGGGUCCGAGGUGUUUCUACGAGUCAAAGGCCGGUAUUACGUGCAGGUCCAGCAGGAUGGCAGGGUGGGCAUUGUGCCGCAAGGACAGGACCCGACAACGUGCGGACGAACAGCGUUUCGCCUCGAGUGCUAUGCGAGAGGCUACAAUAGUAUCCGGGUGCGCUUUUUCCACCAAGAAUCAGGCUGCUACAUGUUCAGUCGAUCGACGUUCAGUUGUUUUCGUGACUUGCGAAUGAAAAAGCCGGUGGCCGUGCGUGGCAAGUCUGGACUCACGUGGGAGUACUCGACGCUCGGAUAUCUGAGGAGUAUGAGUCAGCAUCGACGAUACGUGGGUGCACGGAAAGAUGGCUUGCUGCUUGAUGUGAGCAUGCGUGGAGAUGCUGCACGCGUGGAAUUUGUGGCUUGUGAAGGACCAGCUGAAGCAUACACUCCACCGGACAUUCACCAAGUCACGCGCACGUACAAUCACGAAAAGUCUGUGCAGUAUACCGAGUCGCAGAGUAUGCGAGACUACAACGCGGCCGAGCACGACAAGUUGUCGCCCACGUGGUCUCUGACGACGCUGACGACAGCACGGGCAACAGCAGUGACAGCUAUGCCCCUGUUUGGUUCAGCAUGA